AUGACUAUGACCGACUCCGAUAAAUCAGUUGACAAGAGCAUGGUACUGUCAGAUGAGACUGGCGAUGUUGAGAAGUACGGCUCCGAUAGCGUCGCCUCCAAAGACGAGGCCGCUGAAGAUGAGAGCAAUUUUCCCAGCGGUAUAGCCUUAUGGUCUAUCCUAGGUCCUGUUACAAUUGCCUACUUUCUCGUCUUCCUCGAUAUGUGUGUUGUGUCGACCGCAACGCCUGCCAUCACACAGCGAUUCAACUCUCUCGUUGACGUUGGCUGGUAUGGUGGCGCAUAUCAGCUCGGUAGCUCUGCCCUCCAGCCGCUCACUGGAAAAAUCUACAGUCACUUUAACAUCAAGUGGUCGUUCCUCGUGUUCUUCUUUAUCUUCGAGCUCGGAUCUGUCAUCUGUGGAGCUGCCGUCUCGUCGCCCAUGUUCAUUGUUGGCAGAGCCAUUGCCGGUGCUGGAUCUUCGGGUAUUGGAAACGGUGCCAUGACAAUUAUCUCUGUUAUACUUCCGCGCAGAAAGCAAGCCCAGUUUCUAGGCAUGAACAUGGGUAUCGGCCAGCUAGGUAUCGCCUUGGGUCCCAUCCUUGGCGGUGCAUUCACCCAGAAUGUUACGUGGCGUUGGUGCUUCUACAUCAACCUUCCCAUUGGCGGCGCUCUGGCCAUUCUGCUCUUCCUCUUCAAGAUCCCCGAGCCAACCACCAAACUACCCGCCAGAAAAGUCCUCGGCACGGCCAUCAAGUCUCUGGAUCUUCCAGGCUUUAUGCUCAUCAGUCCUGCCGCGGUCAUGUUCUUGCUUGCUUUGCAGUACGGCGGUACCGUACACCCGUGGGGUAGCUCCGUUGUUAUCGGCCUUCUGGUUGGCGCCGGUGUUACCUUCAUCCUCUUCCUUGUCUGGGAAUACCGCCAAGGAGACGGUGCAAUGUUACCGUUUGCCAUGAUUAAAAAGCGCACUGUGUGGUCUGCUGCGGGUAACUUGUUCUUCCUUCUCGGUGCUAUUUUGGUGGCCGAGUACUACCUCGCCAUUUACUUCCAAACUGUGCUCCAUAAUAGUCCUAUCAUGAGUGGUGUGCAUAUGCUGCCAGCGACUCUAUGCUUGGUCUUUUUCACUAUGCUCUCGGGAAUGAUGACCGAGAUCUUAGGAUACUACCUACCCUGGAACCUGGGAGGAAGCGCCUUGACCGCCAUUGGCUAUGGCCUGAUGUCUCUGAUUAAACCCAAGACUACAUCCUCAAAGUGGCUUGGAUACCAGGUCCUCUAUGGUGUUGGCAGUGGUGCAAUGACCUCAGCGCCCUAUAUCGCCAUCCAAAAUCUUGUCCCCCCUCCGCAAAUCCCCAUUGCCAUGGCUAUCAUCAUCUUCUGUCAAAAUAUGGGCGGUGCCGUCUUCCUCAUUGUCGCCAAUUCCAUCUUCACAAACGGCCUACGCGCAGAGCUCCAGAAGCACAUCGCCGAGAUUGGCGUCAACCCGGACAUCCUCAUCAGUACCGGACUCAACUCAAUCCGAAGCCUUGUUUCGGGUGAUAAGCUUGCGCUUGCGCUCGAGUGCUAUACCACGGCAAUUAGCCAUGUCAUGUAUCUCGGUAUUGGAGUUAGUGUAGCCACGUUUGCCUUUGGUUGGGGCCUGGGCUGGGUUGAUAUCCGGAAGGUGAAGAAACUGCAGGCCAUUCAAGCAGAUGCUCCGGCCGCGAAGACCGAGGACGUGGAAUCCACUGAAAAGCCGAUCGCGGUAUAA
This is a messenger RNA of Penicillium concentricum, 1725 nucleotides long. Its product is annotated as MDR family MFS transporter. The record is from RefSeq and is a predicted model, not a curated record. Gene Ontology annotation, biological process: transmembrane transport. The transcript is spliced from 5 exons. Bases 1 to 1725 code for a protein of 574 amino acids. Gene Ontology annotation, molecular function: transmembrane transporter activity. NCBI's taxonomy places the organism in Eukaryota, Fungi, Ascomycota, Eurotiomycetes, Eurotiales, Aspergillaceae.